AUGCUGGCCCUGGCCCUCUGCCUCGCCGGGGCCCUGGCCCUCGCCCACCCCCUGGCCACGCAGCCCGCCGGCAGCGGCAGCGGCAGCGGCACGAACGAAGACCCGGACCUUCUGCGACGCUGUGCAGAUGAGGACGGAUUUGACGCCGUCACCAUGGAUGAGUCGGGCACCAUGCUGUUCUUCAAAGGGGACUCUGUCUGGAAAGGGUUCGACAGCCGAAGGGAGGCCAUCAACGCUUCCUGGCCUGAGUUCCAGGGCCCGGUUGACGCUGCCCUGCGGAUCCACCACCUGGCCAAAGAGGACGUCCACGACAAUGUCUACCUCUUUCAGGGCAAACACGUGUGGGCCUAUGCGCACGGCAAGCUGCGGGACGGCUACCCCCACCUCAUUGAAGAUGACUUCAAGGGGGUGCCCGGGGACCUAGAUGCCGCCGUGGAGUGCCACCCGAAGGAAUGCGCGGCGGAGACGCUCCUCUUCUUUAAGGGCUCCCGGGUUCUCUCCUAUGAUCUGAAAACGGGGGUGCUGAAGGAGCGGAUGUGGCCGGCGGUUGCCAACUGUUCUGCAACUCUGCGCUGGCUGGAACGCUACUACUGCUUCCAGGGCAUCCGGUUCCUGCGCUUCGAUCCUGUCACUGGCGCCGUGCCCCCCGGGCGCUACCCGCUGGAUGCCAGGGACUAUUUCAUGCGCUGCCCAGGGAGAGGUGAGUCGUGCGGCCACGGCCAGGGGGUCAGGCGGAGUGACCGCUGCAGCGGACAGCCCUUCCAGGCCUUCUCCUCGGAUGACUCGGGGCGAAUCUAUGCCUUCCGUGGGGGUAAGUACUACCGUGUGGACUCCAAAAGGGACGGCUGGCACGCCUGGACUCUUAACCAUACCUGGCAUGACCUGCAGGGUGAAGUGGACGCCGCCUUCAGCUGGGAGGACAAACUCUACCUGAUUCAGGGUUCCCAAGUGACCAUCUACCGAUCAGGCCAGGGCUACAACCGUGUGGCGGGGUACCCCCGGCCCCUGCAGGAAGAACUGGGUGUGGCAGGUGUGGACGCCGCCUUCACCUGCCCUCACUCCAAGGAUCUGUAUCUCAUCCAAGGGAACGUCAUUCGGCACGUGGACCUGCUGCAGAGGUCGAAAGGCCCCGGCCCAGCCCGGCCCAGCCCCCACCCCCACGUGGACAGUGCUCUGUGUACCGCUGAGGGGGUGCACCUUUUCCACGGACCCAGCUUCCACCUCUAUGCCAGCGUGGGUGAGCUCAUGGCUGCCACAGGACCUGCAGCUGCCCAGGAUACCGCGGCCGUCUUCUUCAACUGCACCGCCGCGGGAGGCAGUGGUGCUCCCCCCCAUGGCUCUCCACACCAGGGAUGA
Euleptes europaea (tarantolino) is the source of this 1356-nucleotide messenger RNA. It is a transcript of the gene HPX, whose product is annotated as hemopexin. The coding region runs from base 1 to 1356 and encodes 451 amino acids. The record is from RefSeq and is a predicted model, not a curated record. The transcript has 10 exons. NCBI's taxonomy places the organism in Eukaryota, Metazoa, Chordata, Lepidosauria, Squamata, Sphaerodactylidae.